UGGCUCCGCUCGCUCCGCCCGCCGCUCCCGCCGCUCCCGCCCCUUCCGCCGCCGCUUCCGCCGGGGCCGGGGUAGAGUUGUGAGUACCUGUGAAACCAGGUGUGAAACCACAAGGCAGAAUUUCAUAGUGCAGUCGCUGCUGUGCUGAAGCACUAAAUUCUUCUGAAGCUACUCCUGCUGGCCCUGGAUCUGCACAUGACUGGUGUUCACGCCGUGAGUGAAUUAAUAAUCAAGAAGCAUGAAGCAUGGUGGGAGUACUUCCUAACAGCAGAAAAGCAGGAAUCUGUGGCACAAUUGCACUUUAUUGAAAUCGUGGAAAGUUUUCUAGCACAUUUACUCAGUGAUUAAGUUGAAGACAUGGGGCCAAUGAAAUAUAAAUCAAGUGUGUCCUCAGUGUCCUGUGGCCUGCAAUACCACCAUUCGUUGAUGAAGUGGAGUCCCAAAAUGAAUUUACAUGUAGUGAGGACUUACUGCUCCUCAGAGCCCAAGAGACCUGAAGCCAAGUCUGCCAUAGAAAUGGCCAUGGGCCUCCUUCAUCGGCUCACAGAAACUGGGACUGUGAUGGGAAAAAACUCCCUUCAAAAAGUGUCUGCAACAUGCAAGAAUUGGUGGGACAGAUAUGAAGAAUUUGUUGGAAUUAAUGAAGUUCGAGAGGCUCAAGGGAAAGUAACAGAGGCAGAAAAUGUCUUUAUGAUAGCUCGGGGGAUAGUACGAGAGGCUCGUGAAAAUGUAGAAGCCCAACAGAUUAAACUGAAGGAAAUUCGGGACCGCUUAGACAGGGUCUCUCGGGAUGACACCCAGUAUUUAGAACUGGCUACUCUGGAACACAGGUUGCUGCAGGAAGAGAAGAGGUACCGAGCUGCAUAUUUAAAUGCAGAAGAAUCAGAGAGAGAAAAAUUCUCUCUCUUCUCUGCAGCUGUAAGGGAAAGCCAUGAGAAAGAGCGCACAAGAGCUGAAAAAACUAAGAACUGGUCUAUUAUUGGUUCUGUGCUGGGAGCCGUUAUAGGUGUUCUGGGUUCCACCUAUGUAAAUCGAGUAAGGCUGCAAGAAUUGAAAGUCUUGGUGCUUGAAGCACAAAAGGGCCCAAUAAAUUUACAAGAAGCCAUCAAAGAACAGGCCUCCAGCCAUUACUCACAGCAGAAGGAUCUCAGUGAUGUCAUAGAAGACCUGAAAAGUGUGCUGCAAACAACAGCGUCGCGAGGAGUAAAAGAGGGCGCUUUGUUAACUAGAGAAACCAGGAAUGACUCCAUAAAACUAGAUUCACUUUUAACUCCUUUAAACGAACAGCUAAACUACAUUAAACAAGUCAGUUCAUGUCUAGGGAGUUUACAGCAGCAGUUUAACAGUCUGCAGGAAAGUGUCGCACAGGUGCUGUCUGAGAUGCAGAGUGUCAAACUCGCGAUCCACUCUAGACCUACGGAAAGGGUGAUCCCGAGGUCUUCAGGGGAGGGCAAGGGCCAGGCUUCUGCUGUGAGAGAUGUGAUUUUAGAAUUGUGUGAUACCGAGCGGAGACUGGAAACACAAAUCAAGAGAAGUUCUAUUUACAGCACUGCACUGACGUGUGCUAUGUUUGCUAUUACUCUGCCUGUACUCUAUAUUAUACUUAAAGGGAACUGAUCCCUGAUCAAUUGCCACAAUUUACUAGAUUAAUAAAGGUAAACUUGCACUCUAAGUAGUUAGAGUACAAGUCCAAAUAAAGCUGCCUUAGCGUUUCUCGUUA
This is a messenger RNA of Pseudopipra pipra, 1720 nucleotides long. It is a transcript of the gene CCDC51, whose product is annotated as coiled-coil domain containing 51. Lineage: Eukaryota; Metazoa; Chordata; Aves; Passeriformes; Pipridae. The record is from RefSeq and is a predicted model, not a curated record. Bases 358 to 1617 code for a protein of 419 amino acids. The transcript has 5 exons.